AGUUAAACAAUAAAUAUAUGGUUGUGGAAUGUGUUUGGUCAUAAGUCAUUGGCCUUUCUAUGUUAUAAUUCUAUUUUCAAACUGACCUGCUCUCCCUUGGUGCACAGUCAAGUCAGGGGGGACGGUCUAUUAAUACCACCAGCUGGUGUGUUGUGAGCCAGAAGGAGGACGAGGCACAUGUGCAGAGUACGGCUGGUGACGCUGUGUGUUGUGACAUGGCCUGCAGAACGAACACUGAGCCGCCACAUCAGAGCUUUCGAUUGCCUGUUCUCUCUGAAGAGGGGGAUGAAUCUGCUUUACACGUGAGUGACCCUGACCCUGGUGUCCCUGAUGCUACUCUACGAGUAGAAGCUGAGAGUUUUUACGUCAACCGCCAAUGUCUGGCCCGCCAGAGCCCCUACUUCAGGGCUCUGUUCUUUGGCAGUGGUGUAGAAAGCAAACAAAGGAGAGUCGAAAUUAAAGGUGUGGGUAUGCAGCCUUUCAGGGUUUUGAUGGAGCACAGCAGGACGUGCAGGCUGGUUUUGGACAGAGAAAACGUUCUGGGGAUCCUUGUGACCGCAGACUUUCUCCAGCUUGAGCGAGCCCGGCUGCUGUGCUGCAAGUUCCUGGAGCGCGAGUUGCACCUCAGUAAUUGUUUAGGAAUGAUGGCCUACGCUUGGCAGCUGGGCUGCACUCAGCUCUAUGCCGCUGCACGACAGGUCACGCUCACACACUUUUCUGCUAUCAUCGCUGAAGAGGACUUCCUGUCCCUAUCUAAGGAGGCCGUGGCAGAUCUUCUCGCCAGUGAUGACCUGGGCAUUAAUAAAGACGAUCUGGCCCUGGAGGCCAUCCUACGUUGGGUAUCAUUUGACCAUAAACGAGAGGAACACUUUCUUGAGCUCAUUGAGCUGCUGAGGCCUGAGUCUCUCUCUUUACCAUUUAUCACUCAACUUUUGACCAGAAUGAAAAGCUCUGACCCCAGGGCAAAGCUCAUCUACAAGAUGAACGAACAUUACCCAGCAUCUUGGUCAGUAGGCCGCUCAUUGAGGAGGACCAGGGCCAGAGACACCCUCUUUGUCCUGGGUGGACCUCACGAUCAGGAGCAACAGGCACUCUACCAAUUUCACCCUCCCAGCGGUAGAUGGCAGAGCUGUGCACCGCUGCAGAGGAAGAACCUCACACAGUACUCUGUGGCUGCAGUAGGAGACAAUGUGGUUGUGACAGGUGGCUUCUGUCGGGAUGUGCUGUGGUUCAGCGUGGACUGGGUCAGGAUAUACGAAUGUGGGAACCAACGCUGGGUGGACGCGCCAGCCUUGCAGAAGUCCAGACACAGCCACUGCUCCAUAGGGCUGGGCUCAGCACUGUAUGUCCUGGGAGGCAGUAUGGAUGAAGGGCUUGUGGCCGAUGUAGAAAGGCUGGUCCUGGGGUCAGAGGAGGGUUGGGAGGGGGUCAGCCCCAUGGUGAGAGCCGUGGAGAGGGCAGCCGCCGCUGCUCUGGGGUUGUGUAUUUAUGUGGCUUGUGGCCUGGAUGAAAAUGGGGAGGCGUUUGGUGGAAUUCAGAGGUACGUGGUGAAGGAGGAUCAGUGGGAUGUGGUAUCCUAUUCUCCAUUUCCACGAUAUGACCUGGUCGCCACUGAGCUCAACGGUGCCCUCUACCUGUUUGGAGGUCAAAGCUUACGCUUUGACGUGGAGACAGAUGAGUGGACUGUGCUGGAGGAGGAAUCACUGGACAGGAAGUUCUUCUGUGGCUGCACCACAGUCAGCGGCCAGAUGUACCUGGUCAGUGAGAGGAAGAGCACCAGAGCCUUUCCAAACAUGGUGCUGGUGGACCCUUACAUAGACACAUGCAUUGAGGUGGAUGAUGCCAUACCCUGCCCUGUGCCACUAAGAGGGUGUGUAACCAUGAGAAUGGUCAUGUGAAGGUAUGUGAUGAAAUGAAAAGCAUAAACAAAUGUCAUUCUCGCUUGAAGAGAACCAUUUCCAUGCAAUCGGUUGUGAUUUUUCUCGAUGAAAUACAU
Molecule: messenger RNA, 1996 nt
Organism: Scophthalmus maximus (turbot)
Lineage: Eukaryota; Metazoa; Chordata; Actinopteri; Pleuronectiformes; Scophthalmidae
Product: kelch-like protein 23
Exons: 3
Coding region: 216-1898 (560 amino acids)
Molecular function (GO): protein binding
Source: RefSeq, a predicted model, not a curated record